Colletotrichum phormii is the source of this 2469-nucleotide messenger RNA. Its product is annotated as fungal-specific transcription factor domain-containing protein. The transcript has 6 exons. The record is from RefSeq and is a predicted model, not a curated record. Gene Ontology annotation, molecular function: DNA binding; DNA-binding transcription factor activity, RNA polymerase II-specific; zinc ion binding. Lineage: Eukaryota; Fungi; Ascomycota; Sordariomycetes; Glomerellales; Glomerellaceae. Gene Ontology annotation, biological process: regulation of DNA-templated transcription; DNA-templated transcription. Bases 1 to 2469 code for a protein of 822 amino acids.
AUGAAUCCGGACCAAGGAACCCCGCCCGCCGGACCGAGUACCGGCGGCAGCAACCCCUCCUCCAACUCCAACUCCUCCGCCCCCGUGCCCUCAUACACCAACCACCAGGCAUCGGCAUCGGCAUCGGCAUCAGCAUCGGCAUCAGCAUCGGCGUCAGCAUCAGCAGCCGCAGCCGCAAAACGCUCCCGCGUCCUCCUCUCCUGCGGGCCCUGCCGCAUCUCCAAACUGAAAUGCGACCGCUCCGAACCGUGCGGCCAGUGCCUGAAGAAAUCCCGCCCAGAAGGCUGCAUCUACGCGCCCAAGCCCGAGAAGCAGAAGUCCGCCAAGGGCAUGGCGGCGCGGCUCAAGAGGCUCGAGGGCAUGGUGAGGACGAUGAUGGAUGAAGGGAGCAACGGCGCGGGACCGCAGACUGCUGGUACUGAUGCUGCUGCCAACGCUGUGAAGGAGAAGGGCGUCGCGCAGCCUGGGGGUCAGCUUGUUCAGGGGGAGAGGGCGAGUACGUAUGUUGGGGCUACGCAUUUCAUGGCUAUUCUUGAGGAUAUUGAAGAUAUGAAGAGCUACUUUGAGGAGCCAGGGGCCGACUGCGACGAGAGCCCUGAGCCAUCGGACGAGAUCGAGGCCCCAGAUCUCAUGCUCUUUUCGAGAAACAUGCCUCGCAGCAGAGAAGAAUUGUUGAAGCUACUCCCCGAGCGCAAGAUUGUCGACAGACUCAUCAUGAGGUACUUUUCCUCUCGCAGUCCAUCACAACACAUCGUCCACAGACCAACCUUUGUAAAACAUUACGCCCGCUUCUGGUCCGACCCGUCCGGCACCGACCUCCACUGGCUAGCCCUCCUCUUCAUGGUCAUGUCUCUCGGCGUCUUCUACUCGACCUUCAUGGCGCCCCACGAGCUCUCGGGCGACUCCCCGCAGCCGCCCAUGGACCGCUUCAAGCUCUUCCGCGCCGCCGCCGCCUACUGCCUUGUCUGGGGCAAGUACACCCACCCCACCAUCGCCACCAUCCCGCCCUUCAUCCUCUACGUCGAGGCCGAGUUCAUCAUCUCCCGCGCCGCCCAGAUGAACUGCUACGUCCUCUCCUCCGUCUGCCUCCGCCUCCUCCUCAAAAUGGGCCUCCACCGCGACCCGGACCGCCUCCUCGCCGGCACCGUCUCCCCCUACGAGGCGGAGAUGCGCCGCCGCAUGUGGAACAUGGCCGUCCAGCUCGACCUCCUCGUCUCCUUCCACAUGGGCCUCCCCAGCAUGCUCAACGGCAUCGACGCAGACUGCGCCCUCCCGCGGAACCUCGUCGACGAGGACUUUGACGAAGACACCCCCGUCCUCCCGCCCGCGCGCCCGAUGACGGACUACACGGAGAUGACGUACCCCAUCAACAAGUCCGCCAUGAUACUCGUCUUCGGCCAGGUCGCGCGGCAGUCCCACCUCCUCGCCCCGCCGCCCUACGCCGAGGUAAUGCGCCUCGACGACCUCCUCAACGCCUCGUGGCGCGCCGUGCCGCCGUUCAUGAUGGUCAAACCCCUCCAGGAGUGCGUCACCACCCCACCCAUGCAAAUCAUCCAGCGCUUCGGCCUCGCCUCGCUCUACAACAAGAGCCGCUGCGUCCUCCACCGCCGGUUCCUCCUCGAGCCGCGGCCGCGGCGCGAGCACGACUACUCGCGCCGGCAGUGCCUCGAGGGCGCCGUCACCCUCCUCGACUUCCAAAACACGAUUUGGCACGCCUGCCAGCCGGGCAACAUGCUCAGCCAGCACGGCUGGUUCGUCUCCUCGCUCGCCGUGCACGAUUUCCUCCUGGCCGCCACCAUCAUAUACCUCGCCGUCGGCCACGAACCGUUCUGGGGCGGCGCCGACAUGGACGCGGACGGGACCACCGCCGCGGCGACAUCUUCGCCCGCGUGGAUGGCGGAGAUGGAAUCCCCACCUACGAGGGCGUACCUCCUGCACCUGCUGCAGAGGUCAUACUCCGUCUGGGUCGCCAUCGCGGGCGGCGUACCCGAGGUGAAGAAGACGGCGGAUAUCCUGGAGACGAUGCUCAGCAAGCUGGGGUCGCUGCCGAAUUUUCCGCCAGAGAACGGGGGCGCAAAGGUAUCGUCGGCGUCGGGACUUCGCCAGAGUGACGGGUCGGAAUCAGCGGCUCGUUCUGCUCAAGACGACCAACAGCUCCUCAACGGCCUCUCUAUCAAUGAUUCUACAUCGUUCCCUACGGCUACGACGAAUCGCUUCCAGCCGUUUGAGUUUGUGUCUUCAGGCCUCGGGCCUAGUGAACCUGGGCUCGAUCGUGGAUGGGUGGCCGUUGGCGAUGAAGAAAUGGACUGGCGAUACUUUGACAACAUUAUGGCCCAGCCUCACAACGACCCCAUCGGUCUCGAGUCACUAGACGCGUCCCAGCCGUGGUUCGAACGGACACUGGGACCCGAGGAUCUUGACUUCUCUAUGUCUAGUGCAUGGGAUCCGAGCUUGGGACAGUCACGUUGA